AUGGACGCUUCAUUCGGACCUAAUGAAUCAGGAACAAAUGAAGCGCUUAUUAAUAAUUCUUCUUUUUCGCAAACUUCUUUUUCUUUUUUUAAUUCUAUAAAUGAAAAAAACAAAUUUAAUCAAUCUAUAAAACAUAUAUUAAAACCUACAAAUAUUUACAAAAAACAUAAUCUUGUAUCUACUCAAUAUAUAAAACAUAAUAAUGAAACAAAUCUUAAUGAAUGCACUGCUACACAAAAUUCUAUAAUUACCCGAGGAAAGAAUGUUACAACACCCACAAUUCCACUAAUUACAUCCACGCCACAAUCCAUUAAUCCUGAUGUGUCUAUAGAAGAUAAAUAUUUAAAUAGAAAAAGUAACGAUUGUCAUUCUCUGCAGAAUUACAUGGAUAUUAAUAGAGCUUCCACAGAUAAAAAAGUACAUUUUUCUUGUAUUUCGGAAUUGACUCAAGAAAAUAAUUCGACUGAUACAAAAAAUAAGUGGAAUAUGGGAGAAGUACAUAUUACUUGUAAUCCACUUUCAACACCAUAUCCAUAUUCCACACCCCAUCAUAAUAUUAUAAGUGAAACUGUAACAGAAUCGCUAGAUGAUGAACCAAAAAGUCGAAGUUGCGGAAAUUUUUUGCCAAUUUUAUCAUUGAUUCCACAAACAGUAAUCAGCUUUCAAUAUUUAAGCCCAAAAAUGAAAUUUUCAUGGUGGAGAAACAAAAUCUCGUGAAGGUACGCUUAAGUAGACCAUUUAGCGCAAUUGUUGCUAGUGGUCUUAUAGCACAAUUAAAUGCUAUUUGGUCAAGCUCUAUGAAAACCUCUUACCUCGUAGUUAGUUUCCAAUCUUCAUCAAUUAGAGGUAUCCUAUCAUCGCUAUACUUAAAUGUCAGCCUAUACCUCUUUAUUAUUAUAAAUAAAAUCAUACUGAAAGAAUGCAUGCAAAUAGAUUUUAAAAGCAUAAAUAGUUCUUUCAUUCUAUGGAAACGUUUUGCACAAUGUACAACUUUGAAUUCUUUCAAAACAAUAUUGUACAUUACGUUUCUAUUGGAUCCUCUAGUCCAUGAAGUUUUUCCUACAUUUAUUAAUUUAUAGGUAGAAUAAAACAUAAAGUAUCCUUGUUCCAUGUGAAAAAUUCUCUUAUAAAGUCUAGUUAAUCAAUAUUUCUUGUAAGAAUUCAUUUUAGAAAAAUCAAAAUAGAUCAUAUUACAAUAUUACAGGAUAUAGUUUCAAAUGAGAUAUAUUAGUAAUAUCGGAAUUCUCUUAAAUUUAUUUUUAUUAUAAAUCAUUUUUUCAGAUAAAAGGAUAUCUAUUUUAAAAAAAUUCUUUAUAAAAAUUAUUUUCUAAUUAAAAAAUAAUUAUCUAUUUAAAUAUAUUUUUUCUAUUUAUAUUUAUAAAUAUAAAUAUGAAAUAACUUUUUUCUUAAUUCGAUGUAUUAUUUCUAAAAAAAUUUAUUGAUUCAUAUAAAUAUCUAUAAAAGAUUUAUUAAACUUUUUAAUGUCGUAAUUCAUCAGAGUAUGAUUAAAAUAUUCCACAUGUGAAUAACUACUAUAUGUGAUAUUAUUAAAAAUAUGAAAAAUAAUACACCAGUUGGUGUUGUACAAUGUUGGAAAUUUAGAUUAGAUCUUUGUAAACCUGAUAUAGAUUUCCUUACUAAAUUAAUAAUCAUUCUAUGAAAUGGAAAGAGCAUUGAACUAGUUAAAUUACUAUGAUUAAUUAAAUCAUUCCUAUAUGCGUGUGUGUAAAAUAUGUGUGAGCGAUGUAUGCAUAUAUGACAAAUAUUUCUUCUAAAAUUUUUAUUUUUCUGUGAGAAAUAUUUAUAUCAACAAAGAAGCAACCAUAUUUCUAAAAAGUUGAUUAAAAUUUAACUUUUGUUAAAUUUAAUUUUUUGAAUAUUCAAGUUUUUAUAAAAAAAAUUUAUAUUUUGUUAUUUUUUCCUCUGCUUGAUUUUCAAUAUUUCCUGUAUAAAAUCAGUUGUAAAAGUUAUUUUCAAUUAUACUAUUUAUUUUAUUUGUCAACAAAUAAAUAGGUUUUAUAAGUAUCUAUAUUCUGUUAAAUUUUAUUUUAUAAUAUUUCCAAAAAAUAUUUUAAAAAUAAUAAUAAUGCAUAAUUUUAUAGUUACUCAAAUACAGUAAAUUAUAAAAAUAUUUCAGUUUUCAAAGAAAGAGAGAGAGAGAGAGAGACAAUAAGAAUUAUUUAAAAAGUAUUAUCUAAAAAUUUUGUUUCACAUACUUAUAAGAUGUUUUAAUUUUAUAAAUGUACUAAUAGUAAUAACUUAAUAUUCUUUAAAAACAAAUAUAAUAAUCUUUAAUCAUGAAUGAGAAUAUAAAAUUUAUAUUAUAUUUAUUUUUUAUUUUAUGAAUGUUAUACACAUGUAUGUGUAUAUCUAUAUAUUUCAUUUAAAUUACAUAUAAUUUGUAAAAAAUUUAUUUUGUUUAAAAAUAAUGAAGAAUCUGCACUUUUUACAAUAUUAAUCAUCUAAUAAUAUAAGUAAAUAAAUAAUGUGGUAGGUAAUAUACAUUAGUCCUAUUAUAUGCUUUCUAAAAUGUAUUAUCUUUUGCUAUAGAUUAUUGUUGCAUGUAAGAUAACUUAAUUUCUGUAUUAUACUCAUAAAAUAAAGAUUAUAUUUAGUCAAUUAA
Molecule: messenger RNA, 2623 nt
Organism: Apis cerana (Asiatic honeybee)
Lineage: Eukaryota; Metazoa; Arthropoda; Insecta; Hymenoptera; Apidae
Source: RefSeq, a predicted model, not a curated record